AUUUAGGCAUCAGUCGCUAUUGAGUUUCUCAUCUAAAAGAAGCAAUCCAGAUAUUACUCAAAAUGAAACUAAUCUUUGUUGCCGUCUGUGUCGCCGCGCUCGUGGCCGUUUCGCUGGCCGCGCCCGCGGACGCGCCGGUGCCUCAGAUUAUUAGCGCAGAAUUCGACCAGAAACCUGAGGGUGGAUAUGUUUACAGUUACGAAACACAAGACGGCAUCAAAAAGAACGAGCAAGGCGAGGUUAAAACCGUGAACGACGAGGACAACAAGCCUCAACAAGUUGUGGUCGUGCGCGGCACGUACAGCUACGCCGACAACGAUGGCCAGCUGCACAACGUGAACUACGUUGCUGAUGAGAACGGCUUCCAGCCGGAAAGCGCAGACAUCCCCGUGCAGGCCUAAGCUUACAACGGACAGACCUGAGGAACUGCAACCAUCUCGCGGACCUUUAGCUAUCUA
Cydia fagiglandana is the source of this 458-nucleotide messenger RNA. RefSeq names its product larval cuticle protein 1-like. Gene Ontology annotation, cellular component: chitin-based extracellular matrix. Lineage: Eukaryota; Metazoa; Arthropoda; Insecta; Lepidoptera; Tortricidae. The record is from RefSeq and is a predicted model, not a curated record. The transcript is spliced from 3 exons. The coding region runs from base 63 to 401 and encodes 112 amino acids. Gene Ontology annotation, molecular function: structural constituent of chitin-based larval cuticle.